Molecule: messenger RNA, 1233 nt
Organism: Blepharisma stoltei
Lineage: Eukaryota; Ciliophora; Heterotrichea; Heterotrichida; Blepharismidae
Source: the annotation of a GenBank genome assembly
AUGCUGGUUUUUCUUCUUUUUUUGCAUGUGGCGAUUGGGAAGCAAGUAAGCACAAAGUUCAGAUUUGACGAGCAAAAUCCAUGAAAAUAUCUCACAAAGUUUGCUGUAGGAGUUGGCAAUGCUAAUUGGGAAUUAAACGUGACAGUGGUAGAUCCAGUUGAUCCUACAGCUAAAGAAAGAAUUCGGCCAGCUCUAGUUAUAUAUCUAGACGAUCAAUUAGAAGAGAUUUCCAGCAUCAAUGAUUGUGAAGGAAAACUAGCAUUAAGCAAAAAAGUCCAAAAUUUCAGUGUGUCAUACAACGGGGAGCACACUUAUAUCAAAGGGACUUUUACCCAAAAAUCACGUCCUCAUGUAUGGUAUUAUGUCCUUGCUGACUGCAAAGGUUCAAGCAAAGGCGCCAAGCUAAAAGUCAAUAUCCAUUUAACAGGAACUGACGAUUCUGAGUUCUCUAUUGAAGAAGAAGGAUUAGUAUAUUUAUAUCCAAUUGUCACUGUAAUUUUCUUUUUAUCACUGUCACAGAAUUUGAAGAGGAUGAUUAAUAGAUUCCAAAAAACAGAAAAAUUAGAUAAAAUCUCAGUUGUCUUGAAUUUAUCUAUUUUUUGUGAAUUUUCAGGAAUGUUGUGUAAAAUUGCUCAUCUGUGGAUUUAUUCUAUUAAUGGAAAAGGAAUUUUUAUAGUGAAUUUUUUAAGCCAAGCUUUAGAAAUGGUUUCUAGCUUGAUUGUAACUAUUAUGUUUAUUGUAAUUGCAAAAGGCUGGAUAUUAAAGCAUAAAGAGCUACCUAGAGCUGAAGUAAUAAUCCCUAUAGCUCUUAUAGUCUUAGUCGCAAAUAUUGUGAUUAUUUUAUAUGGAACUAUGACUGACGAUUCUCACAAUAAAUUCAGCGAUUAUGAAGGGACUGCUGGGAUGAUGCUGAUUUUAUUAAGGGUUGCAUUGUGGUGCUGGUUUUUAUAUCUUAUAUGAAUCCUUUAUAAUUCUCAACAAAAUAGAGAAAGCACAUUGAGUUUUAUCAUAAAUUUCGCAUUUAUCGCUUCUGCUUACUUUUUAGCUUUUCCUUUACUUGUAUUGGUUUCUACGAUAUUCAAAAAUUAUUUGAGAAACAAAUUAGUAAGCUUAGGAAGUGAGGUAAUACAGAUUAUUGUUUUUAUUUUCCUUACGCACUUAUUUGGGAAUACUAGCUCAUUUUACAAAAUUUCGACCCUAUCACAUAGUGAUCUUCCGGGAAAGUCUCAUUAA